AUGAUACGAUCGUGCCGAUUAAUUUCAAGGAGAAUGAGUACAUUGAAUUAUGCCAACGUAAAUAAGCUGCGAGAGUUUUUCUCGUAUGGCGUAGAGGCUGUUAAACCGAAAUCAUUGUUUGAAGGAUAUUACAAAACAGCGAGUAAAAUCCACGAAAGCGUCAACCACGAUCAUAAACGUUAUCAUGUAAUCGGAUUCGGAAAAGCCGUCCUAGGUAUGGCCGUCCAAAUGGAAAAACUUCUCGGUCAUCGUCUAUGUAGCGGAUGUAUAAGCAUACCAGUGGGUACGAGCGAAAGAUUUGCUGGAGAUGUAGACUUUAGCUUAUCACCAAACACUGUGAUGGAGGUAAUUGAGUGCGCUCGAGAUAACCUUCCCGAUGAACGAUCGUUGGUGGCUGCCAGCAAGAUAAGGCAAAUCGCACAUAGUAUGACGUCAGAGGACAUUCUAUGUGUUUUGGUGUCCGGUGGAGGUUCCGCGUUACUUUGUCUACCCAAAGCACCCAUUACACUGCCGGAAAAGCUACAAAUAAUUAAAUCAUUGUCCACAGCCGGUGCAUCCAUCGAUGAGCUUAACUACGUGCGAAUAGCCCUAUCGGAUGUGAAAGGAGGACAAUUGGCUCUGCAAGCCAAAAGCGCUUUUCGGGUUUAUUCGUACGUAAUAUCUGACAUUGUAGGUGACCCGAUGGAACUGAUUGCUAGUGGCCCUACCGUUGUUCCGAAGGGGGUCGAUGUGAAUCGGAAAGCGAAAGACAUUUUAAUGAAAUAUAGGCUGUGGGAAAAGCUGCCUCCUGUGGCUAUGCAAAUAAUAGACCAGCCGAGAGAUAACGGAUACAAAACCAACACAGAUAAUAAUGAACUGUUUUUACUGGGCAGCAAUGCAGUGGCCGUAAACUGCAUCGCGCAAAGAGCCCAAUCUGAAGGAUUAAAAUGUAUCGUUUUAUCGAAACAGCUCGAAGGGAACGUAGCCGAAUUGAGCGCUAUUUACGUAGAGUUGGCCGGAAUGUUGUACAAUUUUAAAAAGGGCAAAUUGUCCGAGCGUUUAAUGGCCGAUAAAUUCGGAACGCUUUUACUUAAGCUAAAAUGCACCGAUGUAGAAAAGGUUGAACUAGUAGGAAAAGUUGUUGAUUGGAAAGAGGAGCCACUACUGAUCGUUGGUGCCGGUGAGCCAACCGUUUGCGUUUCCGGCAGUGGAAAAGGGGGCCGAAAUCAAGAACUUGCGCUUCGUAUUUCAUAUGGUUUGCAUGAACUUGAAAAUGUGGCAGAUUCUGUAUAUUUUCUAUCUGCCGGCACGGACGGAAUCGAUGGUCCAACGGAUGCUGCCGGGGCAAUCGGUGGCGCUUUUGUUGCCAACGAGUAUCAUGAAAUCUUCCAUAAGGACGGCAAAUCGUUCAUUGAAAAUAAUGAUUCCUACAGGUUUUAUGAAGCGCUUAAUAGUGGGCACUAUUUUGUAAAAACUGGCCAUACUGGCACGAAUGUGAUGGAUUUACAUAUGCUGUUAAUAGAUUCAUAG
Molecule: messenger RNA, 1509 nt
Organism: Anopheles marshallii
Lineage: Eukaryota; Metazoa; Arthropoda; Insecta; Diptera; Culicidae
Product: glycerate kinase
Exons: 1
Coding region: 1-1509 (502 amino acids)
Biological process (GO): protein phosphorylation
Cellular component (GO): cytoplasm
Molecular function (GO): glycerate kinase activity
Source: RefSeq, a predicted model, not a curated record